AGGGAGUGUUGUGCGCGCGCACACGCUCAACCGCGAGGCAACGGUGGCAGUCUUAAGCAUCCCGGCGUUGUGAUCGGUCGCGUUUGGUGGAGAGAGGAUCAUCAUCAUCAUCAUGUCGCGCUGUGGUGCCGUACGAUCGUCUUCUGUGCGCCGUACCUGAGGGGAACGGGUACCACCAACACCAUCAUCGCCAGACAGCAGCAGUGGCGAGACAAAGCGAUCAUCGAGCAGCAGCAACAGUGUUGUUCUAAACGGAGACAGUCCAAACGGUGUGACUCUCCAAAGGCAAUUUUCAAACAAGAAAGAAAGUGUGCGCGAUCGUGUGCUCCAGUGUGUAUGUGUGUAUAUGUGUGUGUGUGUGUGCAUCGGGAACAAACACCGUCCGCGUAUCGAUCGGGGUUGUGUGUUGUCGCGGCGCGUAAAGUUCUUUGUUUAUCCGCGGUUCCAAACAGAGGCGCGUGUCGGUGGACACGUACACCCUCUUUUGCUUCUUAAAGCCGCAAGUUUUGUGUUGCCAUUUUAAUAUUAAUCGGUGAAUCGGUGUAGUGAGCUAAGCUAAGUUGUCCAAGCAUGCAAUCUCAAGCAAACGGUGCCGAUCAGGAGGAACAAAGCAGUGCUGUCCACCGGACCACCGGUGGCUGCUCGUCGACACAUGAGUUCCGCUUCGAUCUUCCGUCCCGUUUCCCGCACGCACACCUGGUACCGAUCGGGAUCGGUGUCCAGGGUGCCGUAUGCAGUGCGGUGGACCUGAAAACGGGGCGCCAGUUAGCAAUAAAGAAACUGUCGCAACCAUUCCAAGAUGUCACAUUCGCGAAGCGAUCGUACCGGGAGCUGAAGCUGAUGCGAUUAGUCGAUCAUCCUAAUAUUAUUAAGCUCCAGUACGCUUACACACCCCAGCAGACGCUGGAAACGUUCCGGGACGUGUACAUCUUCACCGAGCUGAUGGACAACAACCUGCGGAACGUGAUCGGCACCAAGCUCGACCACGAGCGCAUCUCCUUUCUCGUGUAUCAGAUGCUGUGCGGCAUCAAGUACCUGCACGCGGCCGGCAUAAUCCACCGCGACCUCAAACCCUCGAACAUAGUCGUGUGUAAGAACUGUAGCCUUAAGAUACUGGACUUUGGGCUGGCGCGCAGCAUCGACACCAGCUUCACGAUGACGCAGUACGUCGUGACGCGCCACUACCGGGCACCCGAGAUCAUCCUCAACAUGGAGUACGACACGAAGGUAGACAUCUGGUCGAUCGGCUGCAUUAUGGCGGAGUUGAUUACGGGCCGGGUGCUGUUCCCCGGUACCGAUCACGUCGACCAGUGGAUGCGCAUCGUACAAACGCUCGGUACACCGAAGCCUGAGUUUAUCGCCCGCACCACACCCGGCACCCAGCGAUACAUCAGCAAUCAACCGACCGUGCCGGGACGCCCGUUUGCGGAGCUCUUCCCGGACGAAGUGUUCGAUGCGGGAACUUCGAGCAAUCAUCCCCAGCUAACGAACGAUUCGGCCCGGGACUUUCUGCGCCGGAUGCUUGCGUUCGAUCCGAGGGAGCGGAUUUCGGUGGACGAAGCGCUGAACCAUCCGUACAUUCACGUGUGGUACUACGAGGAGGAUGUGAACCGGCCACCGCCCCAACCGUACGAUCAUUCGAUCGACGCGCAGGUGUUGACGGUGGAACAGUGGAAGAAGCUGCUGUUCGCGGAGAUACAGGACAUUCAGCGGACGAUGUCACUGGACGAUGGGGAAGGGUGAGGGGGGCGGAAAGGCGGGUACGAUCGCACAAGGCCAUUAGUUUCCUUUUUGAGGCUGUUAUUUGUUAGAGACACUAGGAUCUUAUUAGGUGAACGUAUACCUAAGGCGAGGCAUUUACUUAUUACAAUUGUUGUUAGUCGAAUCGGAACUAAACCUACGUUCUCAGUUGAUCGGUGGCGUAAAGUCGGCUGUAGCUGUACUAAGAACACUGUUGUUUUAUUAAAUAAAGUUUUAGAAAUAUU
Messenger RNA from Anopheles stephensi (Asian malaria mosquito), 1985 nucleotides. Its product is annotated as stress-activated protein kinase JNK-like. Gene Ontology annotation, cellular component: nucleus; cytoplasm. The transcript has 4 exons. The record is from RefSeq and is a predicted model, not a curated record. NCBI's taxonomy places the organism in Eukaryota, Metazoa, Arthropoda, Insecta, Diptera, Culicidae. Bases 571 to 1743 code for a protein of 390 amino acids. Gene Ontology annotation, biological process: JNK cascade; protein phosphorylation. Gene Ontology annotation, molecular function: JUN kinase activity; ATP binding.